Molecule: messenger RNA, 1635 nt
Organism: Macrosiphum euphorbiae (potato aphid)
Lineage: Eukaryota; Metazoa; Arthropoda; Insecta; Hemiptera; Aphididae
Source: the annotation of a GenBank genome assembly
AUGUGGUGUGAAGACUUUCUAUCAGCAUAUCGUAGUGCGCCAGUCGACCAUAUGUCCAAGUACUACGACCGGUUUUCGGUAUUCGUUGAGGUGACUGGGAACGGCCGGUGGACGGAGCCGACAACGGGCGCACACAAGAUCGCUGACCGGCUGGCCUCGCUGAACGUUUCUGGUGGUUGCGCGUGGCCGGUCGUGACGUGUCAACGGACACGCUCCGACGGGCUGAUCGUUGUACUUGCGGCCGAGGACGGGUACCAGCGACAGAUACUGAUCGUCCAUUAUCGGGGUGCUGACUGCCGGGCAGUCGUCUCCAACCACUUUUAUCUGACCACCGCGGCUUACGGCGAGCAUGAGGGCGACGACGAGCAGGACGGCGACCAGGUUGCUGCAUCAUUCCACAGCCGUUUUGAGGGCUGGGCCGGCCGGCAGGACCGUGGUUCGCUGGUCCGUUUUCAGACGGCUCUGUGUACCGGCUUAACAGUGGUCCGCGACUAUUACACCACCCUGCCUGGACAUCCGGUCGUCCGGGCUGACUGCCACCAGUAUGACCGCACCGCUCGGUUUUCGUACACCAGGGCGUACGGUGGUGGCGGUGGACGCGUGUACACAGGUCCCCGGGCAAUUCGCAAGCAAUACAGCCGGCUGGCCAUGGACAACCGUUGCGUGAAGCUGCGUGCCGUGGAGACUUGUUGGUCUGGGCACAGUGGCAGCAUUCCUAGUACGACGGUUGCGCUGAUUGUAGGUGUAGUGCCAAAGGUGGAGCGGCCGGGGCGGGCGUUGGCGUACCGCGAGUUUGUCCAGCUCUUCGUCAUCGACGUUCACACGCGAAAGAUCCUCAACGAUGUGCUGUGCUUCGAAACUAGCCGGCACGUGUCCAAUUUGUUGUCGUCCAGAAUUAGUGGAUCGUCACCGUCGUCGUUGUCGUCGUCGUCGUCAUCGGUGUCAUCGGAUGCAACGUCUCCUAUGUCAUCCACGUCAUCUACACCGUCAUCGCUGUCGUCCGUGUCGUCCACAUCACCAUCACAACUGCCGCUACUUCCGUUGUCGUACCCCGAUUCCACGUCGUCAAAUCCAAUGUUUUCGUUAAUAUAUACAUUUUCGAGGUUGCAGUCGCUCUCACCGUCGUCAAAUAAAAUGCAUGGCAACUGGCCGACCAUAUCCACUGGCGUUUCAAAUGAAAAUGGUGAUCACGGACUCGAUUCGAGCGAGUUGGCUGCUCUCCGGUCACGUUUCACAACCAACACUCUGGGCAUUCGGUUCGCAGCAAUAUACUCUCCUUAUGCCAUUGGCGGCGGUGCCGAUGGUGGUAGUGGAAAGCAGCAACAAAGCGUCACUUCCAGCAAGCUCAACCCCCGUCAGUUAUUUAUCGGAUGUGUGCCGUUACACGUCAAGUACGGGCAACUCAAGUUACUGUUUGAGCAGUUUGGCGAAGUCACAUACGUAAAGGUAUACGAGGGCUACAACAAGCAGACUGGCGCCAAGAUGUUGCACAAUUAUGCGUUUCUUUUUUUUAAAGACGAAAAAUCUGUGGAAAAGGCUAUUGCCGCGUCACCAAUACCACUCGAUUCAAACUGGAAUCUCAACGUGUCCCGGCCACACCACCACACAACGACAGUCGAUGCAUGUGACAGGUGA